AUGAGGACCCAAAUGCAGAGGGAGGCAGACAGGCAGGAGAUGGUGGUGCGUGUGGAUCUGAUGGAAGAGGAGCAUGUGUGCAGUUCAGCCUCUAAACGUGGAAGGUAUAAGGACGAAGAGAGGGAUACAUCCAUGUCAGUCCUGGAUAUUGGUUGGCCAACUGGCUUCACUGUUAACACAGCUGACCUGGACUUAUUGUCUAAAGGACGAGCCCGCAUAUUUCCAAAAUAUGAGAUGAACACAGUCCUGUCAGAAAGAGGCUCACUCAUCAUCUACCUGGACAAGGUUUCUCACACACAACCAGAGGAGAUUGCUUUUAGGAUCCAUCAGGAGCUGAAAGUGGGAGUCUUACAACCAGCUGCUGUGUCUAUCUAUGAAUACUAUGACCAAAUACAUUGUGUCAAAUUCUACCAUCCAGAGAGGAAAGAUGGAAAGCUACAGCGUCUCUGUACAAGUGAUGCAUGCAGAUGUGCAGAAGAGAACUGCAGUAUGCAGAACAAGGAGAAAAUCACCAAUGAUGAGCGAACAACUAAGAUCUGUGAGAGUAUACGGACCAGCAUAAUAGAUUAUGCGUACAAAGUGAGACUGGAAGGUUUUGAAGAACAUUUGUCCACUGACAUUUACAAAACGAAGGUACUGCAAGUCAUCAAAGAAGGAAGUACUGAUGUGGGUCCUCUGAAUAAACAGCGCACAUUCCUCCGUUAUCCCUACUGCAGAGAGUCUUUAGUGCUGGAGACGGGCAAAACCUACCUUAUCAUGGGCUCGUCCAAAGAUAUUCACAGAGAUGACCAUCAAUCGUAUCAGUAUUUGCUUGUGGAGAGAACCUGGAUCGAGUACUGGCCUACUGAGUGUCAAACUGAGGAACACAGAAUCACCUGUUCAGGCAUAGAGGAGAUGGUUAAAAAGUACGAGCUCCGUGGGUGUUCGCUGUAG
Perca flavescens (yellow perch) is the source of this 933-nucleotide messenger RNA. Its product is annotated as complement C3. The transcript is spliced from 10 exons. Gene Ontology annotation, cellular component: extracellular region. The coding region runs from base 1 to 933 and encodes 310 amino acids. Gene Ontology annotation, molecular function: protein binding. Lineage: Eukaryota; Metazoa; Chordata; Actinopteri; Perciformes; Percidae. The record is from RefSeq and is a predicted model, not a curated record.